AUGAAAGUGCAGAUAAUGUCUCCCGCUGCCGACCGGGUGGACUUCAAGGUGCCGCCCGCUCCCAGGCUUACGACCUUUGAGGGCAAGACCAUCGGUCUGUACAACAACAUGACCGGCGGGGCCGACGUUGCCGUUGACCGCUUCGCCGAGCAGUUGCAGCAACGGUAUCCCAGCGUCAAGUUCCAGCGCUACGGCGGAGACCUGCGCGAAGGCCGUCCGGUACUUAGCCGAGGCGUUCACAUUGAUGACGAGGAGGCCGCCCGCAUUGCCACAGAGGUUGACGCCAUGGUGGGCGCGACGGCGCAUUGA
Geodia barretti is the source of this 309-nucleotide messenger RNA. NCBI's taxonomy places the organism in Eukaryota, Metazoa, Porifera, Demospongiae, Tetractinellida, Geodiidae. The record is from the annotation of a GenBank genome assembly.